Messenger RNA from Vigna unguiculata (cowpea), 630 nucleotides. RefSeq lists its product as uncharacterized. Gene Ontology annotation, biological process: regulation of systemic acquired resistance. The record is from RefSeq and is a predicted model, not a curated record. NCBI's taxonomy places the organism in Eukaryota, Viridiplantae, Streptophyta, Magnoliopsida, Fabales, Fabaceae.
GUAAUCAUUCCAUUCUAGAAUCGUUCGCUUUCACUGUAUACUUAAUUUAAUUUGGAUUCACUCUGUUUUUUUCUUUUUCUUGUGAUUCGUGGUUUACAAAGGCGUGAAGUAAGGAAAAGGGAAUAGUGAGUGAGUGAGUGAUUUUGCUUUAAGAAGAGAGAAGAAUGGAAGGAGGAAGAAGGAAGAGGAAAAUGGAGGGGGAGGAAGAGAGUGAGGAGGAGCAGAUGGAGAAGUUCUUUGCACUGAUUAAGAGCACCAAAGAUGCACGGCUUCGGUUGUUUAAAGAGAAGGAAGAAGAAAAGGCAAAGGGUGUUUGGAAACCGAGUUUUGAAGCAGAAGAUUUCAUGGAUGAUCAAGAGUUGUUCAAGAUUAAGUAUAAAGAUGCACCAGGUCAUUCUGGGAAAGAGACAGAGCAAGACCCUCUGCACAAAGAAUCAGCAGAAGCAACACCAACCACAGAGCAAAAUGGAAAUAACAACAAACCAACCCAUGAUUUGGACUUAACUCUUUCUUUAUAAUGGAUUGCCUUGCUUCUCAUUAAUUUCAAGGCUACCCAAUUGCUUUCUUCCUUCGGUUUUCCCUGUAUUUCUGAAAUCAAGAUAUAUAUUUUAUAGUUUUAAUUUUCUUAUC